CAAAGUGGCAGCUGGCUGUCACUUGUUUGUUGUUUUCGUGAGGAGAGGAAUUUCGAGAAACCGUGUUUGCGUGAAAUUUUCGGGAGCUGCACGGUGCAAAAAUGCUGGCUUCCCGGGCACUGCUGGUCGGAAGAUUGCUGCAACGCAGCGCCGCUGCCGCGAAGGUCAACCCCACCGGCCUGCGCAACCAGAUCGUGCGCCAUGGCCACGACUGGUCGUAUCGAGUGAACGGCCCGAAGCCGGAGAUGCUGGCACGCGUCGGUGCACAGGUCGCCGGCGGUUUCAUGUGGUGGUGGGUGCUGUGGCAUCUCUUCCACGAGUACGAACACAUUACGGGUGAAUUCGACUAUCCGGAUCCGUCCUCGUGGACCAACGCCGAGCUGGGCAUCCCGGCGGACGAUGUCGAGUAGGGGAGUUCCCUCACUGCCUGCAAACUCCGUGCUUCAAUUCUGUGCUUUUUAGAACAACAUCCAGCAAGAUUCGGUUGUAAAUAAACAGUGGCGACUGUAGCGUUAACUGGAA
This is a messenger RNA of Anopheles arabiensis, 522 nucleotides long. Its product is annotated as NADH dehydrogenase [ubiquinone] 1 beta subcomplex subunit 2, mitochondrial-like. NCBI's taxonomy places the organism in Eukaryota, Metazoa, Arthropoda, Insecta, Diptera, Culicidae. The record is from RefSeq and is a predicted model, not a curated record. Gene Ontology annotation, cellular component: mitochondrial inner membrane. The transcript is spliced from 3 exons. Bases 102 to 410 code for a protein of 102 amino acids.